CAUGGGGGAGGCAGCAUGUUCUCCGAGCUGUGCAGGGAGACCCUGCGGAAGGCAGCAGUGUGCUACAGUUCUGCUCGUGCAGGAAGUCCAUCACCAUCGCCACCAACGUCUCCGCCGCCAUCACCCGCCAAGGAGGCAAAGACUGCUGCCAACACUGACCUGGCAAAUGUCCGUGACGCCGGCCAUGACGGAACGCGAGACCAUCACCAUCAUCCAGGGACCACCGCCGCCGGAAGACGGGCGUCGCCGGCGAGCGGAAACGCCACCGGCGAGCACAAAGAGCACUCGGCCUCAGAGAGAUCGGCCACGACCGAUCGCCCGAACGACGCCAGGGAGUACGUUUACGUCCGAAAGCGACCGGCAAUGCCCACCGACUUCAGCAAGCGAUUGCCCGGAUUCGAGGCGAGAGAGGGCCGACGCGGCGGCACGUGCGGCGCCGCCGAGUCCAAGGAGUCCCGAUCGGUGUCCCCCGAGAAGGCAGCGCGACAGCACGAGGACAACCGUGGAGGAGGAAGCGUCGGAGGAGGCCACGAGUGCGGCAGAUCGGACUCGAGACUCGGCCGAUGGUCUCCAGGGUCGUCGCCCGAACCCGAGGACAACUCCUCAACUUCUGGCGACGAAGGUGAGUAUUCGACAAAGGUGGAAGCUUCUUAUCAUUUUUCUUCAGCGUCAGCUGGAGCCGCUCCUGAGGAAACUAACCAAAGGUCCAGUUCUGCACACAAUCGCCACUCUCUCACGAAGGAGCAAACGAUGCACUGGUUUGCCCAGAUCGGCAGUGACGAUGAUCCUCUCGCUUUGCCAGAUGUGAAGCGCCGGCGAAGCUUCUACGACGAGGACUCCCUCGACGGCGAUCGUCCUUACGAAAAUGAAGGACGGGAGUCGACGGGAAGCUCGAAGGAUUUGGACAGGGCGAAGCUCGUCCGCGAGAGGCAGAACGAGGAGCGGCAGCGAAAGCUGGAAGAGCUCAGGCAGCAGGCGCUCGCCGCGCAACGCUUCCGCGAGCAGCGCGAGGAGGAGCGACGAAGACGAAUCGACGAGCUCAGAUCGCGUGACAACGACAGACGAAAUCAAGUGGAGGAGAGAAAACGGCUAAUAUGCGAGGCGGAACGAGAGAGACGGGAGGCGAUCCUUCGCAAAAAUCAGGAAAGGGAGGCGCGUAUCGAAGCGAAGAGGAGGAACGAGAGGUCGCAUAUCGUCUUUGCGUUUGGCAGUUCCACGCCGCGGAUGCUGGAGCCCGCCGACACCGGCGGCGCUACCUUCUGGGGCACUCGCAGGGCCACCUCCACCACCAACGUCAUGAUGUUUUCCGCGGCACAACCCCUCACGAGGAGGUCCUCCGAGCGGGAACUGGACGGCAGCAAAAAACGAGCCACUUCCGCCGGCGGGCUCGACCGAAAGCCCGGCGAAGGUGAAGAUAGCGACGGCGGCGGCACGCCCAGCACCCCGAGCUCGGUUUACCUGCGAGUGAAUAGGAGACGCACCGACCUCAUGCCGACGAUACCGUCCCCGCGCGACGGCCCGCCGUCGGCGGCACGCAGCUCCAGCGCCAAGGCCUUCACACGCUCGCCAGGUAGGACUUACUCCAUGUCCAGGCUGGAUCAGCUGGCGCAGCCUAGGAAGCGCGCGACCGAGCAGCCGCUCGGCACGCUGACGGAGCAGCGGCAGCAGAGCCAGCCGCUGCAGAGCGCUUCUAGCAUGAGCCGCAGCAUGUCACACUUAGCCGCGCCCGGGGUGGCCAAGAGCCUCAAACGAUCCGAUAACUCGCGUAGCAUGGGCACGCUGCCGGGCGCGGUGCCCACGCCCAGACCCACCCGCGCCGAGAGACUGCGCCGCAAGGCCCGCGAGUACCAGCAGGCCCAGCAGCAGCAAGGUAUCCGCAGCGGCGAAGUGACACCCAACAGCCCGUCCCGACCGCACAGCUCGAUGAGUCAGCAGAGUGCCAGCAGCGUGGGCAGCAGUAACGUCAAUCUGCGUACCCGCACGACAGCGUCGCGCCGACCGCGGCCUGCUUCUAUUGCCGGUACCGGUGUCUCGGUCACAGAGAAACACAAUCUGGUGGGUGAAGUGAAAUUAACGAAGGAUUCAAAGCCACCACUGCCAAAGGUCCAUAGCACUCCAAAGAAACCUUCCACGCCCAAAGCUACGGAGAUGAAGAAGCCGACGGAGAAGUUAAUCAGGAACGCCAGGUCGUCACCGCGAAUAACUCCCAAGGCGACACCCCUGCAGAGUCCUGGAGCUGAGCACGCGCCAUUUAUCCGCGAGACUCAUGCGGAGAUCAUAAAACAGAACGAGAAUAAGGACAUGCAGGAUGUGAAAUUUGAGGACAAGAAUGAGGAAAAGAAGGAUCAGGGCAGCGAAAAAGCGCAGCAACAAGAGGCGAACGUUACCGAAUCCGUAACUAAUGAUACAAAGAUAGCGACAGAGCCUGUGUUGGCAAGCAAACAAGUCAAGGACGAAACUAAUUUAAUGCAAGAGAAUUUGUCGAGCGACGUUACGGAGGAAUCGAAAAUCGUUAAAAAAGAGGAGAAUAAACAAGAAAAGAAAUCACCGGAAACAGUCGAAGUCAAGCCUGACAAUGAAAUAGACGAACAAAUUGAUAUGUCAGCUUCGAUGAUUGCGAAAAUCAGAAUUACCACCGAAGAGGAAGCCAAAGCCGCUUUGGCUGAGCGUAGAAGAUUAGCUCGAGAACAAGCGGAACGAGAAGCGGAGCUUGAACGUCAACGACAGGAAGAGGAAGCGCGCCGAGAAGUCGAAAGAUUACGCGCAGAGGAGGAAGAACAACGUCGACUGGAGGAAGAAACUAUACGCUUAGCUAACGAGGCCCGAGAGGCAGAGGAGCAGCGGUUACAACUGGCAAUCGAGGAAGCUAAACGUCGCGAGGAAGAGGAUAGAAGAAAAAGGGAAGAGGAAGCUCGUCAGAAGCAGGAGAAGGAAGAAGCGGAGCGCAAAGCAAGAGAAGAAGCGGAAAGACAGCGAAUCGAAAUGGCUGAGAGACUUAAGAAAGAAGAAGAGGAACGCAACGCCAGACGUAAACGUGUCGAGGCCAUCAUGCUUAGGACGAGAGGCAAAAAUCAAAGCAACUCUAGCAAGGGCGAGGGUGGCGAUGGCGAUAAAUUGAAGGAGGAUAGCCCAAGUGACGAGAAUAAACCAGUGCCUGGCGGCAAAGGUGACGACGUCAUGACGGCCAGUUUAAUUUCCGAGGCAACACAGCAAUUCAUCAGCAGUGAACAACGGGCGCAUCACACGGAGAACAACGUGCUUGCGCCGGAUAUAGUGCACAAUGGCACGACGCAUAGCAACGGCAUUAACGAGAAUAAAAUCGUAUUGGAUAAUAAUCAGGGUAACGUGGAAGGGGAGUUGAACGGUCAUCAUACGAAUCACGGGAACGGUAUCAACAGUCAGUCGAUUACGCUGGACAAUGCCACUGUCAAGCAAAACAACGUGACCAACAACCUGUUAGACCUGUCGGACUUCGACACUCUGAGUAAUAACAGUACCGGCUACAACACUGGGCCGAUACUCGAACUGACGCCCAAUUUGGCGAACGAAGACACCCUCAACUCUAAUCUGAAUCCGACGGCGAUGCCGUUUACCCCGAUGGGGUUCGUGCCCACCGCCGCAAACGCCAAUGUCAAUCCGUUCCAAGACAAUUUCAUCAACAACAAGCCGCAAGAUAACAACCAAGUACCAGAUCUUUUGUCAUAAAGUGUCUCGUGAACCGGAUGAACAGAGAAGAAGCAGUUAGAUAAUCGAUAGCCAAAUUGCUCGUGUCGAGCGAUAGCUAUAUCCAGAACGGGACGUCGUUUAUGAUUAUGUAAAUAACCGCCGUCGCGCAAUAUAUAUCGUGUGUAGAAGGAAAUAUCUAAGUGGAGCGUGGAGAAGAGCGUCGCAUCGGACACAGACCAUUCCCGGGCUCCCCCCCCCCCCCUCCGAGUUCUGUGCGUCGUCACCGGGAAAGAGGAAGUGUAAAAUAAUAUAUAAUGUUAAUUAAUUAUUACGCAACAGCAAGUGUGGACACUUAGUCUGCGUGUCGUAGUAUGCUAUUAGAUGGAUAUAUAACUUUCUAAAGGACCUUCGGAAGAGGUUUGAGGCCUGUUUAUAACACAUCAUUUUCGGAUACAUAGACGUAUUCUACGGUAACAAGUCGAUAUAUGAAAUUAAUUUCUCUCUAUCGCAUAAACACACGCAUAUACAUACACACGGUUUCGCCCUUAUCACACAUACACACGUGUAGAUUACGAGUAAAAAUUUUUGACGCGUUGAUCGGUAGAAACGAGAGAAGUGGAAAUCGCGCGGAAAGGAAUACAACGUACGGAUAUACAUAUAGCACAAGACGCAAAAGAAGGAAAACAAAAGACGGAGUCAGACGCUGAGAACGUAUCUGCCAAAAUGACGGAUUAGAGAAUAUCUCUAACAUAAGAGAUAGCGUAAUAAGAUACUACCUUAGCAACUCUCUGUGGGAAAAGUAGCACAGGCAGAGAAAAAGGAAACACUUUUCUUCCAGAUUUUGGGGCGUGCGCUCACUAGUCAAGCAAUCUUAUUGUUUUUUUUUUUCUUCUCUUUCCUCUCUUUUUAUCGUAUUUCGUUUAGAAGGCCUACUUAACAUUGGUGUACCCUAGGUAACCGCUAGACUUCACUAUUGUUACAUUUCUUCGUGGAUGGAACAUAAAUUCUCUAGCUGUGAUGAGAGAUGACGAUGAUGAUGAUAAUAACGAUGACGAUGAUGAUGAUGAUGAUGCUGAUUGCUUUGUGAGAUAGCUGCUGCAUAAGAAGUUAAAGUGGCGAUCUAGUAACGUUAAUUGUAAGAAUUGUUAUGCGAGAAAUGUUACGGAUGGUCACACGCAGGAUUAAUCGGGAUUAAUUGUGUUUAAUUUGAAAGGCAAACACGAUCGAUUAUUGCAACGUUAAUGCGCAGCGAAAACCGGAUGUCGCUGUAUUAUUCAAAUGGUGCGAGUUACUUGUCAUUAUUUGAAACAUAACAACAUUACGAAACGUGGAUAUUAGUAAAAUGCUUUACAUUUUCGCACGAUGUCAUAUAAAGCUCGGCGAUAGAUUAUUUAUAACGAGAAUAGGAAGUCCAAUAUUUCUGUUAUCUUGAUUUUAUUCGGAAAAACACGGUCGAGAGAGAGACUUUUAUCAACACUAGAGAAAGAUAGGAUUAAUGUACAGAUUUUACGUACUGUUUGUUAUUUGAAUUUUCUCGUACGAGAUUUAUUCCCCUCUCCCUGUCGCUUUUUAUUAUUCGCAUUUUAUCAUAAUCAACAUAAAGGGUUUGUCGAACUGAAUGUGGUGUGAGUUGAAAAUUUUCUCGUCAACGUCGUUUUUGUUUAAAUUCGCGAUUUUCCCUUAUUUGCAUUUGAAUAACAUUGCAAUUUGUUUUUUUUCGGGCGACGGGAGAUUUGUUGUCGUCUGCAAACAAUUGAUACAUUUUUAAUUAAACGAUUAAGAUAUUCGAUUAAAAGAUCGAGCGAUUAAUACGUAUUUUUAUCGAGAGUUGUUAAAGCGAGCAUGUUUGUACAGGCGCAUGUUGCACAUUGCGAGUCACUAUUGACGCACCGAGAAUAUUCCGAUCGUUAAGAGGAAAACAAAACAGGAAAAGCAUAUACAGAAACUAUGCAUGCGACAGAUUUAUUGACAGUUUGGGCGUUUUAUCGCUCGUUCUCACACGAGAAAUUGUUUCUGCGUUUAUCCUGUAAAAAUUUCAAUGCCGUAACGAGUUGCAGUCGCCUCUCAUUCGUUACGACUUAUUGUAUCAAACUUAUUUAUGUUAGCUUUUUUUUCUUUUUUGACAGAUAUAUUUAUUUAACCGUUUGGACACCGUAUAUUACUCUUGCGUCACGUGUACACUCACUAUUUUUAUUAGAUAAUUUUUGGUUGAGACUCUAUUAAAACUAUUCUAUAAGAAUACAUAAUAA
Molecule: messenger RNA, 5915 nt
Organism: Linepithema humile (Argentine ant)
Lineage: Eukaryota; Metazoa; Arthropoda; Insecta; Hymenoptera; Formicidae
Source: RefSeq, a predicted model, not a curated record